AUGAGUUUAGAGAGAAAGUCCUUCUUCGACUUCACUUCCCCUUUUGAACUGAAAAGGCCAAUUGAAAUAUUUUAAAAAUCCUUAAAGGAUCAAUUUUAUGUUCUCAAAAAUAACAAGUUCAAGUUGAAGACCCUGGUGCUUCAACGUAAUUACUUGAUCAAAUUUAGUUCUAAGAAACCAAGCCAAAAGUACUUUAAUAUAACAAAUGCUUUGCUUGAAUUAGUCAAUCACCCUCAAAUGGGAACAGGAAUUUCAAUAAGUAAAAACGGAGAAAAUUUUACAUUCUAUGGUCUAGUGGACAAAUGGUACACCAACUUAAAAAAAUGGUGUGUGUAACCUAACUUUUAGAAAGAGUACUGUAUGAUUAAACUUAUCGGAAAGGGAAGCUUUGCUAAGGUGUAUAAAAUUUAGAGACUAGGUGAUAAAAAAGAAUUUGCAGUGAAGCUAUUUGAUAAAACCACUUUUAAAACUCAAGAUAGACCUGCCUUGCUCAAAGAAAUUGAAUUAAUGAGAAUAAUGAACCAUUCAAAUGUAGUCACUAUUCUUGAAACUUAUGAAAACGAGCAAUAUAUAUUUAUAGUACAAGAAUUAUUCAACGGCGGAGAACUCCACCAGGAAUUGAAAAAAACUCAAACCUUUUCAGAAUAUGGAGCCUUCAUAGUUAUUCAAUAAGUGAUAGAGGCCUUAAAUUACAUACAUUCCCAUGGAAUCAUCCACAGAGACAUCAAACCCGAAAACAUCAUUUUAAGAGAACAAGGAGCUAUAGAAUAGGUGGUACUAGCUGACUUUGGUUUGGCUGAUUACUUCAGGAAGGAUUGCAAAUAUAUGUUUACUAGAUGUGGUACUCCUGGUUUUGUUGCACCCGAAUUAUUGCAAGAUAAAAUUUACGAUUAUAAAGUCGAUAUAUAUAGUUGCGGGAUACUUUUAUACUAUUUGCUCGUAGGCAAAGGGCCAUUCGAUUCAAACAACUAUGAUCAGACAGUUAUGGCCAACUUUAAUGGAUGGGUAGACUUGACAAGGUUUCAAUUUUCGAUUGAAUGUCUUGAAUUGUUAAGAGGCAUGUUGGACCCAAACCCUCUCAAAAGAUAUUCGAUAGAUCAAAUUCAACAAAGUUAAUUCUUUAGAAAACAUUCAACAAUUUUCCAACAAAUAGGAAGUCAAAGUAGUCUGGCCAGCAUACCUUCCUAAAGGGACUCACCAUCAAUUUCUCCCUAACAAAGUCCAAAUCAAGAAUCAAAGAAGUCCCCAAGCGAUUUAAAAAAUAGAUAAGUCAACUCUUGUGUUUCGCCAUUACAAUUACCAGUUAGAUUAAAUACAACCAGCUUCUCUCCAUUAUCAGCUCCUUUUGGAAAGCCAAGAAAUAUACAAAGAAUACCCAUACAAAUAUGA
Messenger RNA from Paramecium tetraurelia, 1389 nucleotides. RefSeq lists its product as uncharacterized. The record is from RefSeq and is a predicted model, not a curated record. Gene Ontology annotation, molecular function: protein kinase activity; ATP binding. Lineage: Eukaryota; Ciliophora; Oligohymenophorea; Peniculida; Parameciidae. Gene Ontology annotation, biological process: protein phosphorylation. The transcript is spliced from 3 exons.